Lathyrus oleraceus (garden pea) is the source of this 1602-nucleotide messenger RNA. RefSeq names its product plasmodesmata-located protein 7. NCBI's taxonomy places the organism in Eukaryota, Viridiplantae, Streptophyta, Magnoliopsida, Fabales, Fabaceae. The transcript is spliced from 3 exons. Gene Ontology annotation, cellular component: plasmodesma. The record is from RefSeq and is a predicted model, not a curated record. The coding region runs from base 298 to 1137 and encodes 279 amino acids.
CGUGUUAGAGUCUAUAUUUCAUAGUUGUAGACCUGUUUCAUGUUUCAUGCAGCAUCAUAUAGAACCCCUAAACUAAAAUGAUAGAGAGGCCUUCAAGUCUUCACUCCCCAAUUACGAAGCAAUAUGGGCAUGAUUAAGUAGCACUAGCAUCAUCUCCAACACCAAAAGAAAAACUGCAUGUAUAUAUCAAUCUUACGUACGUCAACAUACAUAUUCAAAACCACCAAAACUAGCUAGCUAAUUGUUUCUCUCUCCAACAAAAUAUCAAACAUAACACAAACGUUGAGAAGAACCGAAAUGGUCAAAACAAAAACGUUCCUCUCCCUUUUAUUCUUCUUAAUUUUCAUUCUCCAUUCUCUUUCCUUCUCCACAGACACAUUCAUCUACGGUGGUUGCACACAACAGACAUUCACCUCAACCUCACCCUACGAGUUCAACCUCAACUCACUCCUCACUUCACUAGUUAACUCAGCAACCUACACAUCCUACAACAACUUCACCAUCGUCGCUUCAAAUCCCAACGACAUCGUUUACGGUCUCUACCAAUGCCGCGGCGACCUCUCCAUGCCAGACUGCGCCUCCUGCGUUUCACGCGCUGUCUCACGCGCAGGUGACAUAUGUUCGGUGACGCGCGGGGGCGUAGUGCAGCUAGAAGGAUGUUACGUGAAAUAUGAUAAUGUUAAGUUUUUGGGCGUGGUGGAUAAAACGGUGGUGUUGAAAAAAUGUGGGUCUUCAAUCGGGUAUGACCCGAGUACCCGAGAUGCUGUAUUGGCUGGGUUGGUGGGUUCAGGUGGGUAUUUUCGGGCUGGUGGGUCGGGUCAGCUGAAAGGAAUGGCGCAGUGUAUUGGGGAUUUGAGUUUUUUGGAGUGUCAGGAUUGUGUUUCGGAGGCGAUCCAACGGCUGAGAAGUGACUGUCCAGCGGCGGAUUACGGAGAUAUGUUUUUAGCCAAGUGUUAUGCGAGGUACUCUACUGGUGGUGCUGGUGGGGGCCAUGCUUACUCCAAGUCUCAUGGUAAAUCAGACAAUGAUAGUGAGAAGACAUUUGCCAUAAUCAUUGGAUUAAUAGCAGCUGUAGCAAUACUUAUAAUUUUCCUGGCUUUCUUGAGAAGGAUUUGUGAGGGACACCACGGUAAAUAAAUUGAUUUAAGUUUGUCAAACUUAUAAUGGCAUGGCAUUGGACCAUUGAUCAAUUAUGAGCCUUUUUCUCCAUUGCAAAUAUGCUUUUGGAAUCUUUUCUUCUUCUCUCCUUUUUAUUUUCUCAAUGUCUUAUCUUUUCUUGCCAUCUAUCUUUAUCUUGCUAGUUUAUUAUAAAGUCACAGUUAAAAGACUAUAGAGGUCUUUGAUAUAAAGAUGACAUUAGAAAAAGGAUGCACAGUGGGACACACAUUUGAAUACAAAGGGGAAAAGGAAAAAGAGGAAUAAAAGAGAGCAAAAUAUUCUGUUUUCUCAAUCCUUCCCCCACUCAACAAAGUUGUAUUGUAACUUGUCUCAUCCCCUUGCAAAUUACGAAAUAACUUUAUCAUUCUUUGUUUUUUGAAAAGUUGUACAAGAUUUUAUAUCAAUUUCUUAUCGUGAGUAUGUGCUCCCAUGAACUUUUGAGUA